Messenger RNA from Leptidea sinapis, 1682 nucleotides. It is a transcript of the gene K5, whose product is annotated as putative neuropeptide precursor protein. Lineage: Eukaryota; Metazoa; Arthropoda; Insecta; Lepidoptera; Pieridae. The record is from RefSeq and is a predicted model, not a curated record. The transcript has 5 exons. Bases 99 to 1223 code for a protein of 374 amino acids.
UUUCUCCUCCAGCCGUCGGUACACUCGAGAUCUGAGAGCCGAAGUAUCAACCUGGUCGCAAUACUUAUUUAAUAUCAUCUAAUCAGUUAGCCCCAGUCAUGUUGGCUAUAUCUUUGACCGCGUUUGUGGCGGCGUUUCUCCUGAGUGAUGCUCUUCCUACAGCUUCCAACAAAGAACCUGGUCCUCUUGCUGAGCUGCCUGAAAACUGGGACCAGACAAAAGAUGACACGCAAUCGUUAUUCCUUAAUAAAAGCGACAAAAAUGAUUUGGAGCCGUACCCAUUAGCCCUGAGCGAGGAAGGUAAUGCCGAAGGGUUCGAACAAUCAAUCGAUCAAAGAUUUGAAUCGCCACCAUCGACAGGCGAACUAGAUAAUCUCAUUAUGAGGCCAGAAUUAUAUGGCGAACCUCCAGCAAUAGAUAACUUGUCGUCUGGAUAUGAAUCCCGUCGCAGAAAGCGCGGAAGUGGAAGUAAAGUAAGCGGUGCUGGUGCUGCAACUAAAGUUGCUACCAACAGUAAGUCUGGAUCGGGCAAGAAAAACCUCAAGCAAAAUGACGCACCAUCUCCUGUAGACUCCGCUGCGGUUGAUAAUGAAGCACAUAGAUUAAAGCGUGGAACUGGUUCAAAGGUUGGCGGCGCUGCGGCUUCGGCUAAGACAGCCACAAAAAAUUCUGGAGGCAACAAAAAAAACUUCAGGUCAAUCUCAGAACGUAGGAAGAGAGAUUCUGGAUUAAGUGCUGCUGAUGUCCGUGCUUUACUCAAUAUGUGGGAAGCUCAAGAACGUAGAAAACAAGAAUGGAAUGCAAAUCGAUGGGCAGCAGACCGUUAUUAUGGACAUGUCAAUACACUUGAUGAAGAACAACCGGAAGUAGAUGAAAACGGUGACGUUUGGUAUAACGAACCAGUUGUUAUUGGAGCACAUGAUAGGGACUACCCUCGUCAUUCUUACUUCUCUGAGCAAAAUAAAGUGGCGGUGGCACAGGGGCUACCAGAAUUGUACCAGGUGGAUCCGAAUGAAGUAGCCCGUAGAUAUGAAGAAGCUCGUCGCAAGAGAAUGUACGCAAAUAGAAUGAAACGAUUUAUGGUUGCACGAAAGCGUUCAGAAGGAUCUUUCCAAAACAACUACCAUCCUCGUGACGAUCUAUACACUCUAGCUGAACUUCUUCGUUCAUCUCCUCGUGUGCAAGAACAAGACCUUCCUGUUUAUCGCCGACUUAUACUUUAAAUUGUCCCAUAUUCUUAGCUUAUUUCCAAUCGAAAUAAAGUGUCUCAAUAACCUACGUCAUUUUUCAGAGAGUUAGUCGUAAAUGCUUAAGUCUUUUAAGUUUAUUUUUUUGCUAGAAUUUUAAAAUGUUUCGUAUGGAUUCUUGUGUCAUAUAAAAUUGUAUUUAAGAUAAUAAUUUAGAUUUAAACAAAUGCAUAAAAUAUAUAUAACUACUUAGGCCUAACAAUUUUUAACUCUUGGUCUAACCCUACCUCAGUUACGGCAUAUCUUUUUUUUUAUCGUACAAAUCUUAUAAAACUUUAAAGAAGUCAAUAUUUAGGACAAAAUUUCAAGUACCUAUGAUAAUAUCAUAUUUUAUGUGAAGUGUAACUCCACAUUAAGCCCAAAAAAUUAGAAAUAUAGAAUUUGUGUAAGCAUAUAACUUGGUGUGUUAAUUAUAGCAAAAUAUAUUAAAUAUUA